Molecule: messenger RNA, 1022 nt
Organism: Nanorana parkeri
Lineage: Eukaryota; Metazoa; Chordata; Amphibia; Anura; Dicroglossidae
Product: vitelline membrane outer layer protein 1 homolog
Exons: 5
Coding region: 39-1022 (327 amino acids)
Source: RefSeq, a predicted model, not a curated record
UAACCAAAGGCCGAAGAUACGACUGAUCCAGAAGGAACAUGCCCCAGACCACCUCAUGGUUCAUCCUCCUUUCCCUCCUCCCGAUAGCUCUAGGAGAACACCCUACCAUAGGUGUCCCUAAUGGGGGGCCUUGGGGGGAAUGGGGCCCGUUUGAAUGGUGUCCUUGUGGUUAUCGUGCAAGAGGAUUCUCCCUCAAGGUUGAAGAAAGGAAGAACAUCGAAGAUGACACCGCUCUAAAUGGGAUUCGUCUGCUUUGCGUGAACCGCAACGAUACAGAUCUGGAGAGCAACACCGUGUACCCCAUCCAGUCUGCCGAAGCACCGUGGGGUGAGUGGACCGAGGUUAUGUGGUGCCCUGAAGGAUUCCUUAUAAGAUUCAUCAUGCAGGUGGAGGCCCAUAAAAAAGGAGGAGAUGACACCGCCGCCAACAAUUUCAUGUUCCUCUGUUCCGACACCACCGUCCAUGUGGGGCUGGGCCAGAGCUGGGGCCACUACGGGAAAUGGAGCGGGCGCUGCAAGAACGGGAUCUGCGGGAUGAAGACCAAAGUGGAAGCUCCACAAGGAACCGGAGAUGACACGGCCCUGAAUGAUGCCCAGUUCGUAUGCUGCAAAGACGUUGAACCUAAUCAGGAUAAAGGAGAUGACACGACUCUGAACGGAAUCAAACUGUACUGUGGUGAACCCGCCAGAACUGACGUGAAAGCUAUGAUUACUUCUACAAAAGGACAAUGGGGAAGUUGGACGGACAUCCAGUGGUGCCCUUCUGGGAAUUUCAUUAGCUUCUCUCUGAAAGUUGAGCCGCCCAUUGAUGGUGACGAUACGGCAGCCAACAACAUCAUGUUCCAGUGCUCCGAUCUGAAAAUCCUGAAAGGGUCCGGUGGUGCUUGGGGAGAUUUUGGAGAGUGGAGUGAAAUCUGCUACGGUGGAAUUUGUGGCAUCAAGGCCAGAGUGGAGCGUCCCCAAGGAGAGGGAGACGACACGGCUCUCAAUGACGUCCAGUUCUUUUGCUGCCAACAUAAUUAA